CACGGAACACAGCGCCCCGAACCUCGAUCACAUCCUUUGUAAGUUGGCACUGUUUUUAAAGAAGUCGGUCAAUGCGAUGUGCCAUUAUUUAGCCGGUUGAUAACCAAGCAUGCAUCAACAACCUGAAGCUCAGGUCAUGCAUGCAGCUUGGCCUAUAGCGUGUGCAGUAUAGAACCCAACCCCAUUCACACUACAGUGCAGGGAAGGGCAGAGAGGGUGUGCUUGACUGAAAACCCGGCCCUGCUGCUCCAUGUUUCCUAUGCUAACCCUUCUGAGCAUGUUUUACUAUAUCUGUCUACGGCGGCGCUCCAGGAGCGGGACGCGGAGUGAGGCAUUGGGCAGCCGGCGGGCGGUGGAACUGGGCCAGCGUUCGGCACUGCCUGUCACAGUAGAGGUCGAGCAGUAUGGAAAGGAGGUCCUGGAUUUCAGCUCCCACUAUGGCAGCGAGAACAGCAUGUCAUAUACCAUGUGGAACUUGGCAGGAGUACCUAACGUCUACCCGAGCUCAGGAGACUUCACCCAGACUGCCGUGUUCCGCACUUAUGGAGGCUGGUGGGAGCAGUGCACCAGUGCCGCGCCCCCAUUCCGCCGUACGCCACCCAAUUUCCACAGCAAGGACUUCCUGGAGCUGGCCUUCGAGGAGCCUGUCUAUCCCACGGCGGUGGAGGUGCUGGAGACGUACCACCCUGGGGCCAUCGUCAAGAUCCUAGCUUGCUCACUCAACCCAUUCUCCCAGAACCCACCAGCUGAUGUUAGGUGGGAGGUUCUAUGGUCUGGCAAGCCCACUAAAGCUCUGACCCCUCAAGCACGGCAGUUCUCUCCCAUCAUCAGGCAGAUCAGCUUUGCCACCAAUCUCCUGCGCCUGGAGGUGAACAGCUCUGUCCUUGAAUACUACACUGAGCUGGAUGCUGUGAUUCUGCGUGGUGUUCGGGAGAGACCCAUUCUGGCCUUCUAUAAGAUUCCCGUCAUCGACAUCAACGAUCUGAGUGACAGCGAAGAGGAGAUCAGUGAGGCAGGAGGCCUCUGUUGCCGGUCAGGUGGAGAUAACAGGCACAACCUGGGGAAUGGCUACUUUGAUAGACUCCCUUAUGAGCUGAUCCAGCUAAUCGUCAGUCACCUGGCACAUCCGGACCUGUGCCAACUGGCUCAGAGCUCCAAGCUCUUUCACAAGCACUGCUGUGACCCACUGCAGUAUAUCCAGCUCAGCCUCCAGCCAUACUGGGCCCGGCUCACUGACACCUCUCUGUGCCAUCUGCAGAGUCGCUGUACCCUCCUGCAGAGGCUAAAUAUGUCCUGGACGGGCAACCGUGGAGCCGUGACGGCCGCUGGCUUCUGCAGCUUUAUGAAGGCCUGUGGGUUAAGUCUGGUGUGUUUAGAGCUGUCGUGCUGUCAUUUCCUGACUGAAACGUGUUUAGAGGUAAUCGCCCAGAUGUGUCCGUGCUUGCAGGAGCUAAAUUUGGCUUCCUGUGACCGUCUACAUCCUCAGGCCUUCAGUCACAUCGCCAAACUCACUAAUCUGCGCAGACUCGUGCUCUACCGCACUAAGGUUGAGCAAUCAGCCAUUUUGAGCAUCCUCACAUUCUGCCCAGAGCUCAGGCACCUUAACCUGGGAAGUUGUGUCAUGAUUGAGGAUUAUGAUGUGGUGGCGAGCAUGCUGAGCGCCCGCUGCCAUUCUCUGCGCUCCCUCGACCUGUGGCGCUGCAGGAACCUGAGUGAGCGUGGAAUGGCAGAGCUGGUUAUGGGCUGCAGGCUCCUGGAGGAGCUAGACCUCGGGUGGUGCUCUACACUUCAGAGCAGCUCUGGCUGCUUCCAGCACUUGGCUCGCAGCUUGCCUCGCCUACGCAAGCUCUUCCUCACCGCCAACCGCACUGUGUGUGACUCCGACCUGGAGGAGCUGGCUGAUAACUGCAGUGCUCUGGAGCACCUUGAUCUACUGGGCACACGGAUGGUGAGCCCCGCCUCUCUACUGAAGUUAUUGCAGUGUUGUCCUAAGCUAAAGCUGUUGGAUUUGUCCUUCUGCUCGCAGAUUGACUCUCGUCUUGUCCAAGAGCUCAGUGGCCUUUUCCCCAAUGUGUCCAUCAAGAAGAGUUUCACUCAGUAAAACUAAAUCCGUCCACAGGAGCAGCUUCACACAUGUACUCUUAAGACAUUCUGGUGUGCAUUUUGGUGCUGUGAACUUGUACAUACUGCCUUGAACUGCACAGAGCUGUGAACUGCCACAUGGAGGAAUUGGGUCGAAGAUGUUAUGGAUGUUUCACUUACUCACUGCUUGAAUGGUUUAGCUUUGUGUUGAAUCUCACACAUUUCAUCAGACCUCAGUUUUUUAUCUUAAUCUCAGGGUUUUAUUUUUGUCUCCAGAAGGAAAAACUCUUAGAGAGAGACAUUUGUAGUAAGCCGUACAACUGGUGAAUGGUUUUGUUUUAAAUAUAACUAAUGGACAAAUGUUCAGUUUCAGUGUUUUAUUUGCAUUGUUAAAUGGCGUGAAAUUCAUGUUGAAUAUCGUGAAAUAAUAUUAUAGUAACAUGGUCUACUAAAACUAUUUAUUAAUAUAAAUUCAGGUCCACAUUGACUUAAGUGUGGGCACAUAAAACUUUUGUGGCAAUACCCAGUUUGUGUGAAAUGUUGCCCAUAUCUUGAGUCAAUCAUGUUAUGCACAUGUAUGCACACAAUAGGGCAAGUACCUCAAUAUAAGCUUUUCUCUUUUGCAAAACUUGACAUUUAAUUUCCACAGGUGCAUGCUAGCUAGAUAAAAUAUUCUUGUGCCUUAGGUUUAAGGAGAGAAGUGCUUUGUAUGUGUGCUGGUCAUCUGUAUUGCGCUAUUCUAAAUUGUGAUUUGCCAAAAUCACCCUAAACCAAAGUGUCUUUUUUUAUUUGUAUGCAUAAUUUAAUUUUGAAAAACAAGGCAAUGUUCUGUAAUUUCUUUGAAGAUGUAGAAUUAUUCUAGUCAAAGAAAAAAAGAGGAAAGAAUUUGUUUAGUGCUUUAGUAUUAAAAAGUUGUUUUUUUUAAAGUGCCAGAUUUUUUUAUUUACCUGUUAUAUGUACUAAAACAUUACAUAAUAAACACCCUGUAAACAAGCAUCAAAGUAGAAACAACCUCAAAGAUGAUACAGAUUGUAUUUAUAGUAUGUAAGCUGUAACUUGUAAGAUGUAGAGAAUUACUCUAAUAAUGGAAAUUGUAUUAACAGCAUAGUUCACCCAAAAAUUUUGUCAUUUACUUUUGCUAAGUAUUUUUGUGUGAACUAUCCCUUUUAGCAUUGAUUCGGAUCUGAGAGUGACAGUUGUGAGGUCUUCGUUCAAUAAAGUGAGGCCUGAAAACAUUUUGUGCUUAUUUUAAUUUGA
Myxocyprinus asiaticus (Chinese sucker) is the source of this 3339-nucleotide messenger RNA. Its product is annotated as F-box/LRR-repeat protein 4-like. The transcript is spliced from 8 exons. Lineage: Eukaryota; Metazoa; Chordata; Actinopteri; Cypriniformes; Catostomidae. Gene Ontology annotation, biological process: SCF-dependent proteasomal ubiquitin-dependent protein catabolic process. The coding region runs from base 251 to 2101 and encodes 616 amino acids. Gene Ontology annotation, cellular component: SCF ubiquitin ligase complex. Gene Ontology annotation, molecular function: protein binding. The record is from RefSeq and is a predicted model, not a curated record.